Coregonus sp. 'balchen' is the source of this 3780-nucleotide messenger RNA. The record is from the annotation of a GenBank genome assembly. Lineage: Eukaryota; Metazoa; Chordata; Actinopteri; Salmoniformes; Salmonidae.
AUGAUGGAGUCUCUGAGAGAAAUUGCCAACAUAGAGGAUGCAGAGGAGUUGAAAGCUAGCCUGUCAGAUUUGCAAAAGUCAACUUCAGCACAACUACUGCAAAGUUGGAAGGGCUUCCAGGAACUCAAUGACAAAGUCAGAAGUUGCAGCUCAGCACUGAACAGUUCAGAGCAUGAUCUCUUGUUUGAGACACACCCAGAGGACUACAACAUUGAAGAAAAGGCAUUGGAUAUCGAUGAGCUAAUAAAUGAGCUUGAUGUGCCUGAAAAGCUCAAGGAAGCAUUGACAGCCCUUCCGACAGGGGUGAGCAUAAGUAUGGAGGGGGAUGAAAUAGAAAUGUCUAAAAAAGCUAAUGAAAAAGUGGAGUCAUCCCCAGAGGGAGGGGUAAAUGCCAAUUCUACUGCAGUCCCCAAGGAAGAGGCUGCCAAUGAUAAUGUGCUUAAUAAUGAAGCUAAUGUUGAUAAAUCCAAUAUUAAAAGAUUUACUAAUAUUCACCAUCCCAAAGAGGUGGCUGAAAAUACAAUGUCACCAAUCCCAGAGAACCCAAGCAGUAGGCAAGAGCAGUACUUCUCCUCAGAAGAACAAAGCUUUAAAGAGGAUUAUAUUUGCCACAUAAACAGACAGGCAGCGAAUAAGGAAGGUUCUGAACUUGAGCAGGACAACUGGGAAGAAGAGGAGGCUAAAUGUGCACACAAACAGGUUGACCAUGAUGAAGAACAGACAUCCUCAGAGAUAGAGCAAGCUUACAGUUUAGCAUUGCAUGAUGGCUAUUUGGACAAGCCAGCCUGUCCUGUGGACGCUAAAGAGAAGGAUGGGGACAUACAAUCAAGCUAUGUGGAGGAGGAAGAAAGCUUGAAGAAAGAGCAGGAAUACUACAUUGAGAACCCACAUGUGGAGCAAGAUAUCAAAAUGAUGGAGCUCCAGCUUAGUAAUGAGGAAGGAAAGUCCACUGCUGAACAUCACCAGGCUAGCUCAGAGGAAAAACACGAAGGUCAAUUUGAGAACCAACCAAACGACCAUGAGGAGCCAGAGGUUAAAUGUGUUGAGUUGAAGGUUAGCAGUAAGGAGGAGGAAAGCUUGGAGGAAGAUCUGGAAUACUACAUUGAGAACCCACAUGUGGAGCAGGAGAUCAAAUGUAUGGAGCUGCAGGUUAGCAAUGAGGAAGGAGAGUCCACCGCUGAACAAGCCCAGGGUAGCUCAAACCACCAUGAGGAGCCAGAGGUUAAAUGUGUUGAGUUGAAAGUUAGCAGUAAGGAGGAGAAAAGCUUGGAAGAAGGGCAGGAAUACUACAUUGAGAACCCACCAAGUCAUGUGGGGCAGGAGGUUACAUUUAUGGAGCUGCAGGUCAGCUGUAAGGAAAGCGUAGAAAAAGACCAGGCUAGCUCAGAGGAAGAACAGAAAUGUCAUGUUGAGGACCAAAUUAGCCAUGUGGAGUCAGAAAAUAAAUGUAUGGAGGAGGAAUGGUUGAAGGAAGAGCAACAAUGUUACAUAGAGGAUCAGCCAAGCUAUUUUGGGCUGCAGGUUAGCCGUGAGGAAAGAGAGUCCACCCCUGAGGAGCAGGCUAGCUCAGAGGAAGAACGUGAGUGUCACAUAAGCCAAAACCAUGAGGACCCAGAGGUCAAAUGCUUGGACCUGCAGGAUAGCAGUGAGAAUGGAAAGUCCACCCCUAAAGAAGACCAGGCUAGCUCAGAUGAAGAGCUGGAAUGUCAUGUUGCGAACCAACCAAACCAUGAAGAGCCUGAGGUUAAAUGUACGGAUGUAAAGGUUAGCAGUGAGGAAAGCAUGUCUCGUCUUGAAGAAGAGCAGGCUAGCUUAGAGGAAGAUCUUGAAUGUCACAUUGAGAACCAACCAAGUCAUGAAGAGAAAGGGGUUAAAUGUAUAGAGAUGCAGGUCAGUAGAGAGGAAAGAGAGUUUAUCCCUGAAGACGACCAGGCUAGCUUAGAGGAGGAAGAGGAAAGCCACGCACAUGACCUUCCCAAUGCAAAUGCACACAUUAACGUGAAGGAUGAGCAGACUCACUUAUGGAUGAAGCAGACUACUCAAAAAGAAAUAGUGUCUACUGUCAUAGAAAUGCAGCCUAGCUUGGUCAAACAGCAUUCUAGUGUUGACAGGAUGGAUAAGGAUAGUGAGCAGCAUGUUAGCUUUGAACAACAGUCUGAUACUGCAGAAGAAGUCAACGUUGAGGAUAAUCAGCGUAGCACAGAGAAGCAAGUACACUAUGAAGAGAAGCUGUCUAGCUCUGAGGCAGAACAUGUUGGCGUAGAGGAUGAGAGCUAUGCAGAGUAUCAGGAACAGCCGUUUGAGGAGGAUACGAAUUACGAAACGACUGAAGCAAAAACAACCAACCGUUUUGAGGAACCAUUACCAUCUGUAGCAGAGCGAGUAAAACUACUGGAUAUGAAGAUUGCUGAUGUAGAGCAAAGGAAAAUCAUUACUAUAGAGACAACUGGCAUCAAACCGUUUGGCCACAUAAAGGUUCCCGCUGUCUCAGAUGGUGAUGAUUUAACAAACGUAUCCCAUCUAUCUAAUGAACAAGCUGAGCUUGACAAGUUCAUGGAGAAAGCAUCUGAGAUGAAAACAACCAAUUAUGUUGUUAAGGAUGUCAAAGAGCAAGACAAAGCUCCUGUGCACACUUGUAAAAGGACAAUGUGGCCUAUAAAUACGUCAGAAACUGUAGUCAUGUCCCCCCCAGCUCCACGAUCCUCCUCGCUAGCAUUUAGCUAUGAUGGCUGUAUAACUAGAGAGCCUGAGGGAAAUAGGGUCAAGACAAUAAAGGAAAUGUUUAUGGCAAAAAGCGUUGUGGACAGUCAGUAUGGACAAACAAGACUACCCAGCCCAAACAGCUCAGAUCUGUCUGACAACAGACCAGAGACUUCUGACGGUGGUCAUCGAUCACUGAUGUCAACUGAGAUGUCCAGUGUUGAGGAUGAUUCCCUGAAGAAAUCCAUCACGAAAGGCUUUGUCAGGAGAACUAUUGAAAGGCUUUAUGGGAAGAAAGAUACAAAUGAAAAAGUCCUUGCCAGUGAAAGUCAGCCUUUAUCUGUCCCAAGACCAAAGUCCAGAGAAUUCCCUGGUAAGAUCAGCCUUUCUCCAUUCCAUAAUGCACAGACCAAAGUCAUGUCUGACUUAUCAUACUUCACUGCCACAAGCUCUUUUGACACAUACAGUGAGCCAACGCGGUGUAUCGCCUUCAAUGCACAGGUCAGGCCUGGAGACUGUGUCCUGAUAGACGAAAACAGGUGGCUCCUCAGAGAGAGCGUGAUCAGAAAGUCUGUCUCAGAGCCUAUUAAUAUAAACAAGAACACAUCUGCAUCAAUUGAAGAUGAGUGCAAAGAUACAAAAUAUGUUCCUUACUCCCUUUUCGGUCACACCGAUUGGGAGGACAUGGUGAAGACUGUGAAGCCUUUGGUGGCAAAGUGCACCUAUUUCAACCUGCCUCAUGGCUGUGACUCAGACCCGUACCAGGAUGACCUAAGCCCUGUCAGCAAGGGCAGUGCCAUUGGUGACAUCUCAAAGGACAGUAAAGACAAGGCAGAGGAACCCAAGUUGUUGGCUGAGAAGAAUGGAACACUGCCAGCUUUUGCCCCUAUUGACUUCAAGAUGCCAGAUAAUAAAGUACACCCUGUGAUAGAAGGCCUGGGACGUGGAAAGGUUGUGGUGGUCCAGCCUGGCAAAGGUCAGCCUGGCAAAGGACAGACAGAUGUCAAGAAGAUUCCUCAGGAGCCAGAUGCACUAGAGAUGCUCUACUUCUCCUGUGGCCAGCACUGCCCCAUCCUGUAA